AACUUGGUGUGUUGUUGUUAGGGAUUGUAUGCUUUCACGUUUUGAUAGGCGAUCCUUGCUGAGACAGCUGAGGCAACUUCUGGUAACUGGCAUCAAUAGAGCAGCAUAAAGUUUAGAUCUGGGCAGUGUAUAUUAAAAUAAGAAAACGUCGGACCGCGUUUACCACUUGCGAAAGAAAGGAAGGAAAAGACUGCUUGCUAUACUCACUUUGGACCUCUCGGGAGACAUUUUAUCAUAACCUCCUGCUUGAAUAUAUGGGCAUUGUUUCUCGUCCUUUGAUACACAUCUUUAGUGAAACCGUCGUAAUAACCCUCCAACUUCUCAAUGCCUCAAGGAAUAGGUGCUGUCAAAAGGUUUCAAUCAUCACCUGGCUUGCCAAUACACUAGAAACGUGGCUGCAUUGCUGAAUUUACCGGCGCACAGAAGCUGCAUAGUUAUCACAGAGGGCCCCCCUAUUCACUCCACCCCUGCGAUAUGAGCAGAGGUAGAGGAGGGCCUUCCAAAGAACAAUACAGUAGACCUCUGACGGCCCACCUCAAGGCCAAGCAAUAUUCCUCCUCGACUGAUCCAUCCACCCCUCACCCAAGGGUCCCGCCUCCUUUGCAGGUCCCCCGUACUAAUGACUUCUCCUGCUCCGGUUACCCUGUAGGACCUUUUGGAUCCCCAGAACAUUCUCGUUUUUCUUUGACCCCAACCGUGCCCUACAACAAUCAAGUCUCCUCUGUGAAAGUAGGGGACCCUACUGCAUCAUUUAAUCAGAACCUGAGGCCCAGACCUGAACCAAACAGCUUUCUGUACCUUCAGGCAAAAUUCUUAAGGGGACAAAGCUCCGAGGCACCACAGUUUAGAGGCAGUCCCAGGCAACAAGGCUGGACACCUAACAACAGGGCAUCUUUUGCCCCCCACCAGCCAGUGUACGGUCGAUACCCCCGCAGCAGUCCUCGAGGGAGGGGCAACAACCGUUGGAACCAGGGAUUUGCUAACUCCUCUGUUGACGGAGCCACCAGAACACCCUCAGUUUCUCAAUACUGGAACCACAACCAGACCCACACUGCCACAUAUAGCCAGCACUCCAACAGACACUGGGGCACCCAAUCAGACUCUCUAGCUGAAGGUUUCCAGGAUCUAUCCCUUCACAACGACCGGUCGAAUACAAGUUUGUGCAGUUUUGAUAGCACAUCCCCGUCGGGCACCUCAAUCAGCAAUAGCUGCAGUAAAGUUAAUCUCACCGUUACGUCAGACAUCCAGGAGUUGCUCCUUAGCGCAUUGGCUGCACUGAGUCCCAGUGAGAGCAUCGCCGCAAGACCCCUGGCCAAAAGGCUUAAGCUGCCCAAGAAGAUAGUCAACUCUGUUCUUUACUCUCUGGAGGGUUUAGGAAAAGCGUUCAAAAAAGGAACAACCCCUCCACUGUGGUCGCUGUACAGAGAACUCGGUGGAGCGCUGGUCCUCGUCAACGACAAGCGGGGAGGCCAUCUCGCCCAGCAGUGGAAUUGUUCAGAACGUUCUCUUCAACCAACAAUUCAACUUGAACAAAAUGUAGAGACCAUAGAAGCCCUUGAAGAACCAGAAGAACGCUGUUCUGUCAGAGAAGACUGCUCUGACGCAGAAUCCACUUCUUCCUGCUGCUCCUCCUUCGAGUCCUCUGACUCUGACCAUAACAACACUCCCACUGUCAGCUCCUCUCUCCAGGAAGUGCAUCCUCCAGCGAUGGCCAACCAAAAGGACCAAAUCUUCCGAUACCUACUUCAGAACCCCGAUGCGUCAGCUCUUGUCAUCGCCAAGAAUGUGGGCCUCAAAACCGCCCAGCAGAUCCACUCCACCCUGCACAACAUGGAGAAGCAGGGUGAGCUCAAAAAGAACAGCGGGGUCAACCCGCCCACCUGGGAGCUGUCCAACCGCCGCCGGGAGAAGAUGGAGAGGAGCCUCAAGGCCUCACAGUGCGCCCCCCCGGCCGAGCAGCUCAUGGAGGUGGGAGACGCAGCGGGCAAGGGAGCCACCACAGCCAUGUUACUUCCUCCUCCUGCACAAGGCCUCGAACCCAGUCCGUUACAGGAGAGCUGGCAGCCUCUCCAGGGCAUGAAGGAGGAGGCAGGGAGGCUUGCCAUCGGCAGCGCAGGUUUUCCCUCGGCUGAGGACCAGUCCAUGGGCCGGCCCCCAGACGUCGUUGUGAAGCCGGACCCGGAGCAAGAGAGGCCCCCUGCUCCCGCUGCGGCCACGCCCUUCCACCCUCGGGAAGACGAGGCCAACGGGGAGCAGUGGGCCACCGACGAGAUACCAGAGUUUCUCAACGCUAUCCGGCGGCAGACCGACGCCCACAAGCGCACCGGAGACGGCGCCGACAACAUGGGGACGGUGGCGGUGUCACUAGCCGCCCCGCCGCCCCAGAACCAGUGGGCCAAGCUGCAGGAGGUGCGGCUCAAGAACCCGGUGAGCGGCCUCAUGGAGUACGCCCAGUACCUCGGCCAGUCCUGUGAGUUUGUGCUCCUUGACCAAUCGGGUCCCUCGCACGACCCCAGGUUCCGCAUGCAGGUGAUUCUGGACGGACGGUCGUUCCCCGUCGCCGAGGCGUCCAGCAAGAAAGUGGCCAAGAAGGACGCGGCGGCCGCCACCCUGCGCAGCCUGAUCGGGGAGGGGCAGGGCGGGGCGUGCACCGGGGAGGACCGCACGCCGGCACCCCUGGACCAGGUCAUGGACCCCGUCCCCGACACUACCGCACCGGUCGGGGGCAUGGACGAGGCGUUUGGGACGGUUGGCGAGGAAGGGACGGGGUUGGUAGAGGGCCCUCGCCAGCCCCUGUCCCGCUCUCUCCCGGGCGGGAAGAACCCGGUGUCGGUGCUGAUGGAGUUCAGCCAGCGCACCGGAAGCUCCAUCGAGUUCAUCAACACCGGCCAGGAAGGCCCGCCGCACGACCCACGGUUCAUGUACCGAGUGAAGGUCGGGGAGGGCCUGUGUGCCGAGGCCUCCGCCCCAAGUAAGAAGGCAGCCCGUCAGCUCGCCGCCGAGGAGGCUGUAAAGGAGCUGAUGGCAGACGGGAGGCUGCAGCUCAACAAGCCCCAGUUGCCGCUGGGCUCCGGGGACAGCGAGGAAGGCGGCUCCGGGUCGACCUGCCCCUCGCUGCCCCCCCUGACGGCGGACGAACUGCGGGCGGCCCACGAGGCCGGGGUGGGCGACCUCAUCAACCACCUCAACAAUAACGCUGUGUCCGGGCUGCUGGAGUACGCCCGGGCCCGCGGCUUCGCUGCCGAGAUCCGCCUGGUGGGCCAGACCGGGCCGCCCCACGAGCCCAAGUUCACCUACCAGGCCAAGCUGGGCGGCCGCUGGUUCCCCCCGGUCUGCGCGUCCAAUAAGAAGCAGGGCAAGCAGGAGGCAGCGGACGCUGCUCUGAGGGUUCUGAUCGGAGAGGCGGAGAGGGCGGCCCGCACGGGGGAGCUGAUACCUGCAGAGCUCCCUGUCAGUGGCAGCACGUUGCAUGACCAGAUCGCCAUGUUGAGCCACCAGCGCUUCAACGCGCUCACCACGCGCAUCCAGCACAGCCUCCUGGGCCGCAAGAUCCUGGCCACCAUCGUGAUGCGGCGCGGGGAGGGGCUGGGCACGGUCGUCAGCCUGGGCACUGGGAAUCGGUGUGUUAAAGGGGAGGAGCUGAGCCUUAAAGGGGACACGGUUAAUGACUGCCACGCCGAAAUCAUUUCCAGAAGGGGAUUUCUUCGCUUCCUGUACAGCGAGCUGCUCAAGUACCACGAGGGAGACGAGGGCAGCAUCUUCGAGGCGGCCGAGGAGAACCGACUGAGGGUCAAAUCUGACAUCACCUUUCACCUCUACAUCAGCACGGCGCCCUGUGGGGACGGGGCCCUGUUUGACAAGUCCUGCAGUGAGACGGGGGACGAGGUGGAAGGCCACCAUCCUCUGUUUGAGAACUCCAAGCAGGGCAAGCUCCGCACCAAAGUGGAGAAUGGCGAGGGCACCAUCCCAGUGGAGUCCAGCGCCAUCGUGCCCACCUGGGACGGCAUCCAGCACGGGGAGCGCCUCCGCACCAUGAGCUGCAGCGACAAGAUCCUGCGCUGGAACGUAGUGGGCCUGCAGGGGGCGCUACUCAGCCACUUCCUGCACCCCAUCUACCUCAAGUCCAUCACACUAGGCUAUCUGUACAGCCACGGCCACCUGACCCGGGCCGUGUGCUGCCGACUGGCCAGGGACGGGGAGGGCUUUUCCAAGAGUCUUCCUUCUCCCUUCAGACUCAACCACCCCGAGGUGGGCCGGGUGAGUGUGUACGACUCCACGCGGCACACGGGGAAGACCAAGGAGUCCAGCGUGAACUGGAGCUUCCCGGACCAGCUGAGCGUGGAGGUGUUGGACGGGACCAAGGGGAUACUGGAUGGGCCGAGAGACGACGUGUCCCGGGUGUCCAAGUCCAAUCUAUUCCGCCAGUUCCGCCUGGUGUGCGAGCUGUGCGGCCGGCAGGACCUGCUCGCACUGCCCUCCUACUCCCAGGCCAAGGUGUCGGCGCUGACCUUCCAGCUGGCCAAGCAGAACUUCUUCCAGGCCCUGCACGUCCACGGCUAUGGGGCGUGGAUUGGCAAGCCGCUGGAGGAGAAGAGCUUUGAGUCGGCAGAGUCGGUGUUCAUCCUAGGGGGAGGAGGGCCCGCUGUGGUCUAUGGGGGAACCACCUCCACCACCACCUCCACCAACAACAGCAGCAGUAUCAGCAGCAACAACAACGGAGGGAUGUGUGAGAUAAAGCCAGAACAGGCAUAAGGGGUGGGGAGGAGGAGAACAUGAGGAGGUGGUGUCGGAGAAGGUGGUGACAGGAGAGGGCUGGACAGAUGGUGGAGGAGAGAAGUUCAACUGUCCCGCCUUGUCGGUUGAUGGUGUAUAGUCUCGAUAAGUGGCAUUGGGGAUGGCAGUCAGGGUGUUGGGUUUACAGAGGUGAAGCCCCAUGGCAGGUGGUGUAAGAGCAACAGGAUAACUAAUCAAAAAUCAAAGCCUUUUGAAUCCCCCAACUAAGAAUUGUGGUCUGUAUUGUGUGUGUGUGUGUGUGCAACUCAGAUUGAUUUAAUGAGUCAAAAGGCCAAGUCUACAUGUACAGAGGAAGCAUGCUGAUGGCCACUUCGUCUCAUUUAACAUGAUGAUUUACUGGAGCUUCUCACGCCCUUCAUGUGUGGAGCGUUGGUUUGUGGUGCGUCGGUUCGGACUGUGCCUCCACCCUGCCUACCCUCCGAUCAACCAGCUCUGUACAACUAGCCCCCAUGCAAUCAUAUAUCUGUAUGACUACUAUCGUACUGUGUGUGCCCCGCUCCCUCCAUUGGUCGACGUGCCCCUCCCAACCACACCUCACAUUCCCCUGCUCCCUGGAGCCAGGGUCCAUAGCACCAUGAGCGAGUCGCUCUGUUAUCUGUGUUCGCGUCCAUUUUAUUUCCCCCUUGGUAUCAGAAGGUUUGUGCCGUUUCUUUGGUCCCCAUGUUCUGGUUGUUUUGCCCAGUCGGAUUGUAUUUCUAAAUGUUUUACGUGUGUGUGACGCUACCAGACAAAAGAUGAACACUCACUUUUUACGCUCCAUGAUUUGACGAGUUCACGACGAACACAUGGUACAGCGAAGUAGCUUUAUUAGUCGUGUUUUAUUUUUUAUGUCAACAAGUGGAUGAUGCGAUAUAUACAUCAUUUACAUACAAAUACAUGAACACACAGAUGUAUAUGCAACGAGGGACAGUUGGUCCUGCAUAUAUGUCUGUGUGUGUAUGUAUAUGUAUAUAUUUAAUGUAUAUAUUUUGUAAAUCUUGAAAUUGAUUUUUCUAUUUUCUUUUAAAAUGUUUAAUAAUCACAAUGGAUCAGCUGUUUUUACAAAUUGAGUGUACAAAGUUUCAAAAUAAAAAAUACAACCAUGUUCAAAUGA
Gadus morhua (Atlantic cod) is the source of this 5887-nucleotide messenger RNA. It is a transcript of the gene adar, whose product is annotated as adenosine deaminase RNA specific. Gene Ontology annotation, molecular function: adenosine deaminase activity; double-stranded RNA adenosine deaminase activity; tRNA-specific adenosine deaminase activity. Gene Ontology annotation, biological process: RNA processing; adenosine to inosine editing. The transcript has 15 exons. Bases 475 to 4752 code for a protein of 1425 amino acids. The record is from RefSeq and is a predicted model, not a curated record. Gene Ontology annotation, cellular component: cytoplasm; nucleolus. NCBI's taxonomy places the organism in Eukaryota, Metazoa, Chordata, Actinopteri, Gadiformes, Gadidae.